UGAGAAAUUAUGUGAAAAUAAUUCUCAUUUUAUUUCAGAUGUCUCAAGAAUCAAGUCUGCAUCACAGGAUGCUGAUCGCCGCACUGAUUGUUUUUACCCAAGACUUGAGCCGCGGAGGAGGAGCGCAGGCAUGGACCUACAGCUACAGCACCACCCCAAACCGGAGAUGGCAUGAGGCCCGCAAGUGGUGCCACCAGCACUUGACAAACAUGGUAACCAUCCAGACCCCGGAGGAGACUGACUUCAUCAACAACCUGCUGCCAUUUAACCAGAAAUAUUACUGGAUAGGCAUUCACAAAGUGGAUGGAGUGUGGACCAGGGAAGGAAACAAUGAGACUGUGCUAGAGGAUGUUCAGAACUGGGCGCCAAAGGAGCCAGAUAACAUUGUGGGUCAGGACUGUGUGGAGAUUUACAUUAAGAGGGAUAAAGACACAGCCAAGUGGAACAAUGAAAAAUGCCAAAGUAAGAAGGGAACUGUCUGCUACUCAGCCUCUUGUACACAGGAUUCCUGCAGUGCCCAUGCAGACUGUGUGGAGACCGUGGGGAACUAUACUUGCCAGUGUCAUCCUGGUUUCCAUGGGCCACGCUGUGAGGAGGCAAUCGCAUGCAAACCCUUGCUGGAACCAGAACAAGGUUCUCACUACUGUUUUCAUCCCUAUGGGUCCAAUCGUUUCAACUCUUCCUGCCGUUUUCACUGUGAACUUGGCUUUCGCUUGUUAGGCUCGCCCCAACUGUUGUGCCAAACCAGUGGGCAUUGGAACAACCCAGUUCCUCUGUGUCAAGUUGAACAGUGCCCAGUUCUGAACCACACUAACAUCAGUGGAGGUGGUAUGAACUGCAGCCACCCCAUCGCUCCUUACAGCUACAACUCCACCUGUGAGGUCAGGUGCGAUGAAGGCUAUGAGCUCAGUGGAGGGAGCCAGAUGCGUUGUGAACACACUGGGCGGUGGACUGCCAGUGUCCCAGCAUGUACAAUAAAAAAGUGCUCCCCCAUUUUCUCUCCUGUCACGGGCAACGUGACGUGUGUGGACACUCUGGAGCCUUUCUCCUUUGGCUCACGGUGUAACUUCAACUGCCAGGAAGGCUACAACCUGACCGGAGACAGCACGCUCACCUGUCUGGCUUCAGGACAAUGGAGCAAAGCUACACCUACAUGCACUGUGGUACAGUGCAACAGUCUGGAGGCUCCACCCCAUGCCUCCGUCCAAUGCCAGGACCCUUUAGGAGUGUACAGCUAUGGCUCAAUAUGCACCGUGCAAUGUGAAGAAGGAUUUGAUCUGAUUGGCACAAACAUGACACAAUGUUCUUCACAGGGCAGCUGGAGUCACACACUUCCUGUCUGCCAGGCUAAGAAGUGCAAUCCCAUAAAUUCUCCCCCUCAUGGCUCCCUUUCCUGUUCUGACCCACAUGGUUCCUUCAGUUUUGGUUCACGUUGCAUGACAACAUGUGAUGAGGGUUUUCUCCUGAAUGGGACAGCCAACGCUGAGUGCACCUCUCUGGGCAUGUGGAGCGCCGACAUCGCACACUGCUCGGCUAAAAGAUGUCCCGCUCUGAACUCCACUACAUAUGGCUCCUUAUUUUGCUUUGAUCCACAUGGAGAGUUCAGUUUUGGUUCUCAGUGUACGUCAACUUGUGAGGAGGGUUUUCUCCUGAAUGGGACGGCCGACACAGUGUGCACCUCUCUGGGCACGUGGAGUGCAGACAUCCCACAUUGCUUGGCUAAGAGAUGCCCCACUCUGAACUCCCCCCCCCAUGGCUCCUUUUCCUGCUAUGAUCCUCAUGGAGAGUUCAACUUUGGUUCUCGGUGCACAUCAACCUGUGAGGAGGGUUUUCUCCUAAAUGGGACAGCUAACACAGAUUGCACAUCUGUGGGCAAGUGGAGCAGAGACGUCCCACGUUGCCUGGCGAAAAGAUGUCCCACUCUGAACUCUCCCCCUCAUGGCUCUUCAUCCUGCUCUGCUCCCCAUGGAGAGUUCAGUUUCGGUUCUCGGUGCACGUCAGCCUGUGAGGAGGGUUUUGUCCUGAGUGGGACGGCUGACACAGAGUGCACCUCUGUGGGCACGUGGAGCACAGACACCCCACGUUGCUUGGCUAAGAAAUGUCCUUCUCUAAACUCUCCCGCUCAUGGCUCUUCCUCCUGCUCUGAUCCUCAUGGAGAGUUCAGUUUCGGUUCUCGGUGCACAUCAACCUGUGAGGAGGGUUUUGUCCUGAAUGGGACGGCUGACACUGAGUGCACCUCUCUGGGCACGUGGAGCACAGAGACCCCACAUUGCUUGGCACGUCCAUGCCCCCUACUGGCCGAAGCUCCACAACACGGGAGGAUGAACUGUAGCCAUCCAUUCUCCCCAUUCAGCCUCAACUCCAGCUGUGGCUUUGAAUGUAAUGAGGGUUUCUGGCUGAGGGGGACACCAACAAUGACAUGCAGAAACUCAGGCCACUGGAGUCAGGAUCUACCCACUUGCCAGCCGGUACAGUGUGAGACCAUCCCAGCCUCGUCUUUACCCCUGUCUAUGAACUGCUCCCACCCUCUGGGGCAUUUCAGCUUUGGCUCCCAGUGUCUUUUUACCUGUACAGGUGGAUUCUCCCUGAAUGGCACUGAUGUGCUGCUUUGCUCCUCUGCUGGGUUUUGGAGUGACAGCCUUCCUAACUGCACGGAAGCUACUCCGGUGGGGGCUGCCAUGCUGAUGAACAGUGGAGCCGGGGCAGCCUCUGUUCUUGUGCCACUUCUCCUGAUAGGACUGGGUUUUUUGGCUUUGUUCAUUUUGACACGAUCUAAGAAAAGAGGACAUGCAAUCACGUAUGACGGGCCAUCGUGGGAAGAAAGAGAGAACCCAGCAUUUGAGUUUUGAUUUUUGAUUUUCUUUUUGUUCUUUCUUGAGACUUCUGAUUUUUGCAGCAAAUCAUUUCAAAUACUGAAACCACUUAAUGCUUGCUGUUAUUAUUAUUAUGUGAGGCUUGAUGGCAGGCUUUAAAUUUAUUUAACCAAGCAAUUGCUGUAUACUUUGCAUGAAAAGCUUCACCUUCUGUUAUACUUAAAGAAAUCAAAAUCAUGCAUGGUAGAUGUACAGUACAGCUUGUGUGCAGCUUUUACUCCUUUCCAGUUUCCUGCUUCCUGCAUCUCGUCUUGUCACUUAAAUUGUCAAUAAAUUAUAAUCAUCCUUGAAA
Molecule: messenger RNA, 3165 nt
Organism: Seriola dumerili (greater amberjack)
Lineage: Eukaryota; Metazoa; Chordata; Actinopteri; Carangiformes; Carangidae
Gene: selp
Product: E-selectin-like
Exons: 16
Coding region: 39-2849 (936 amino acids)
Biological process (GO): response to cytokine; heterophilic cell-cell adhesion; leukocyte tethering or rolling
Cellular component (GO): external side of plasma membrane; membrane
Molecular function (GO): calcium ion binding; oligosaccharide binding; sialic acid binding
Source: RefSeq, a predicted model, not a curated record